ACCCCCGGCGCCUCAGCCCGCCGCGGGGCUCCCGGCGGCGCGCUCUGAUGACGUCCCGGAGAGGCGUCGCCAGCUGGUGACGGAAGCGGAAGCAGCGGGAUGGGGAAGGGGCGCGAUGGUGGAACGGAAGCUCCUCAUUCUUUUCGGCAGCCAAACCGGGACGGCUCAAGACACAGCCGAGAGAAUUGGCAGAGAAGCCAAGCGACGGCAUUUCCAGUGCAGGGUGGAGGCGCUUGACAGCUAUGAGGUGGCCAACCUCAUCAAUGAGCUGCUGGUGGUGUUUGUGUGUGCAACCACUGGCCAGGGUGACCCACCUGACAACAUGAAGACGUUCUGGCGGUUUCUGUUCCGGAAGAACCUGCCACCUGGUUCCCUCUGCCAACUGGACUACGCCGUGCUAGGCCUUGGUGACUCCUCCUAUCCCAAGUUUAAUUUUGUUGCGAAGAAGCUGCACAAACGGGUGCUACAGCUUGGGGGCAACCCUCUGCUGCCAGUGGCGUUGGGAGACGACCAGCAUGACUUGGGGCCAGAUGCAGUGAUUGAUCCGUGGCUCCUGGCCUUAUGGGACAAGGUCCUCGCCUUGUAUCCUCUCCCUCCUGGCUUUGAGAUCAUCAGUCCAGAUGUACGCCUGCCCCCAAAAUACACCCUGCACUACUUGGAUGAGGACUCCCCACACCGCAAUGGUGGCCCACUCCAGCCGGCAGCGCCCAGGGCUGUGGCCUCUGAGCUGCAUCCCUUCGCUGCCCGGAUGGUGUCCAAUCAGCGGGUCACAGCAGAAUCCCAUUUCCAGGAUGUCCGGCUCAUUGAGUUCGAUGUCACGGGCUCAGGGAUCACGUUCAGUGCAGGAGACGUGGUGAUGAUCCGGCCCCAGAACUGCCCCGAAGACGUGGAGCAGUUCUGCCAGCUCCUGCGCCUGGAUCCAGACAGACACUUUGUGCUGAAGCCCACAGAACCUGGUACGUCCCUCCCUGCCCUCUUGCCGCAGCCCUGCACUAUCCGGUACCUGGUCACCCACUACCUGGACAUCUCCUGUGUGCCACGGCGCUCCUUCUUCCAGCUCUUGUCCUACUUCUCUACGAACGAGCUGGAGCGGGAGAAGCUGCAGGAGUUCAGCUCUGCACAGGGCCAGGAAGAGCUGUACAGCUACUGCAACCGGCCCCGCAGGACCACUCUGGAGGCCCUCUGGGACUUCCCUCACACCACGUGUCUCGUUCCGCCCGACUACCUGCUGGACCUCAUCCCUCGCAUCAGACCCCGUGCCUUCUCCAUUGCCUCCUCCCUGCUGGCUCACCCUGACCGGAUCCAGAUCCUCAUGGCAGUGGUGCGGUACAAGACGCGGCUCAGCAAACCCCGCCGUGGUCUCUGCUCUACCUGGUUGGCUUCUCUCAACCCAGAGCAAGGUGAUGUCAGGGUGCCUCUUUGGGUGAAGAAAGGAGGAUUGAAGUUCCCGGCUGACCCUGACACCCCUGUGAUCCUGAUUGGCCCUGGCACAGGGGUGGCACCUUUCCGAGCAGCGAUACAGGAGCGGGUGGCACAAGGACGUAGAGGGAACUGCUUGUUCUUUGGCUGCCGCCAGAAAUCCAAGGACUUCUACUGCCAGGCAGAGUGGGAAGAGCUGGUGACAAAGGGCUUCCUGACACUCUUCACGGCCUUCUCCAGGGACCAGGAGGAGAAGGUUUAUGUUCAGCACCGCAUCCAGGAGAACCGAAGGCUGGUGUGGGAGCUGCUGAGCAGCAGGAAUGCUCACAUCUACCUGGCUGGGAAUGCCAAGCAGAUGCCAGCGGCGGUGGCCGAAGCCCUGCAGUCGGUGUUGCAGCUGGAAGGUGGCCUGUCACCUCCCGAAGCAGAGGAGCAUUUAAGAGCCCUGGAACGGUCCCAGCGCUUCCAGUCUGAAACCUGGUCAUAAGCCUGGCUCUCUGCCUCCCCCUUCCCCACAGACUCUGCCUAAAUAAAGGAGCCAGCAAAAUGA
This is a messenger RNA of Calidris pugnax (ruff), 1969 nucleotides long. RefSeq names its product NADPH dependent diflavin oxidoreductase 1 (gene NDOR1). The record is from RefSeq and is a predicted model, not a curated record. Gene Ontology annotation, molecular function: flavin adenine dinucleotide binding; FMN binding; NADPH-hemoprotein reductase activity. NCBI's taxonomy places the organism in Eukaryota, Metazoa, Chordata, Aves, Charadriiformes, Scolopacidae. The coding region runs from base 116 to 1906 and encodes 596 amino acids. The transcript has 15 exons. Gene Ontology annotation, cellular component: cytosol.